AUGACAACAGCAGUAGCAUUACCUCCUAGACCUGAUGCAACCCCUUCCAACGUCGUAUCAGCGCCUGGUUUAAGCAAGGCAGCACCCGCAGCCUUGCUUUCGGAUCAAGCUCAGGACAUUCCCAUCUUUCUCCGAAAAACCUACCACAUGGUGGAUACUUGCGAUCCCACGGUGGCUUGCUGGUCCGACGAUGGGGAAACCUUUGUGGUCAAGAACCCUGAAAAGUUUGAAAAGCAAAUCAUUCCGCAAUUCUUCAAGCAUUCCAAGUUUAGUUCCUUUGUGCGGCAACUCAACUUUUAUGCCUUUCGCAAGAUCAAGUAUGCGGAUACGAUUCGCAUUGACCCGAAACUAGAGGCCGAAACAGCCAAUUAUUGGAGAUUCCGCCACGAAAAGUUCCAACGGGGCAAGCCAGAACUCUUGCAAGAGAUCAAGCGAAUGAAUGGGCAAAAGGGGACCACGACCACCACUACCAAGAAAACUGUUACUGCCACCGCCCAAGUCGACAAGGAAAAUACCGCUCUCAAGUCGGAAGUCACCCAACUCAAGACCAAGCUGGAACAAAUGACGAAGAACAUUGAUGAGUUGACUAACCUUGUGCAAAAGGUCUCUCUCCAACAGCAGCAAACACCCACGACUGCUACUCCCACUGUUGUCAAUAAUAACAACAAGCGUACCAAGGUGGAGGAUUCGAUGCCUCCGCUUCCCGAUAUUCCGCAAUCGUUUGGCGGUUCCAACAUGGAGGUGGACAACUUUGCGCCGCCAUCCAUUCCUUCUCCGAUGCAUCCAACACUGACUGCCAGUGAAACGCCAUCGGAUCUGUCGGAUGACACCUUUGUCGAUCAACUCUUUACGGCAUUCAAGACGGAACACUUUGACUUUGAAGACACAAGUAGCAUGGCCACUCCCAAGACCAACUCUUCACAAAGAGCCAGUCCGGAACUCAUGGCCAAGCUGUCCGACGCCUUGGCCACUUUGCCCUUGCAAGUGCAGGAAUUGAUUGUCAAUCGAUUGAUUCAAGCAGUCACGGCUCCCAAGGAAAUCCAAGAGGCCCUCCCAAGUUCGGAAAGCAUUGUCCCACAAUCGCCACCCGUCACGACACAAAAAACACAAAAUUUGCCAUUGGCGGCUGCUACUCUUGCUGCCUUGUUGGCGCAAUACGGAGAAGAUGCCAUUAAGGCUGCUGCCAAGGAUGCUGCCCAGACCAACAAUGCCAAACACCAAGCUAGUACUGCGAACAGCAACCGCAAGGCAUUGCUCAUUCCCGUUCAUGCAUGA
This is a messenger RNA of Cylindrotheca closterium, 1275 nucleotides long. Lineage: Eukaryota; Bacillariophyta; Bacillariophyceae; Bacillariales; Bacillariaceae. The record is from the annotation of a GenBank genome assembly.